This is a messenger RNA of Electrophorus electricus (electric eel), 1712 nucleotides long. It is a transcript of the gene dnajc22, whose product is annotated as DnaJ (Hsp40) homolog, subfamily C, member 22. Gene Ontology annotation, cellular component: membrane. The record is from RefSeq and is a predicted model, not a curated record. NCBI's taxonomy places the organism in Eukaryota, Metazoa, Chordata, Actinopteri, Gymnotiformes, Gymnotidae.
AAAAACUAAAACCACACAAUAAAUAAAUAAAUAAAUAAACGAGUCAAAAAAACUUUACGUGGCCGCUAACGAGCUGCAUACAUUUUGAGUCGAGCUGAACGAAGGCAUCUGAAGCACACUACACCGUCUGAGCCGUCAGUCAAUAUACCAGUUAUAGAUUUUCUUUUGCCAGAUAACCUCAAAAUAGGAUUAUUUUGCCCAGCUAUCUGAGAGGCCAGACAAAGGAUGUUCCUAUGGCUAAACAACUAAUAGUAACCUAUGCCCUGUGGGCGAUGGGAGGCCCUCUGGGUUUACAUCAUCUGUACCUACGGAGGGACAGCCACGCGCUCCUGUGGAUGCUUACGCUGGGAGGCUUUGGGGUAGGAUGGCUGCGAGAGUUCUAUCGCAUCCCAGAUUAUGUAAGAGAAGCCAAGAGGGAAGCAGAAGGCGUUAGACACUCCCGUGCCGCUUGCCCGCGGAUGGGCUUGGCUCGGUUCGCUGGCCAAGUCUGCGUGGGGAUCUACUUUGGCUCUGUUGCAUUAAUCAGCCUCAGCUUUCUGAACUACUUCUACCUGAUUGUGCUCCCCCUGAGCGUGGGUGCGGGGGUCCACCUGGUGUCGUGUGUUGGCCAGCAGACUUCGGACUUGCAGAAGACACUUACCGCCUGCAUUGUCACCUCAUCCAUAUUUUAUGGGAGUAGAGUCUCUCCUCUGCCCAUCAGCAUAGCGGCUAGUGUCACAGCGGCACAGCACAGAAGGUUCAAACCUGUCCGACGGGUAGGAAGCCCACCAGAGCCACUGGGGUUUCGCCUGUAUCGCCUGAGUCUAGCUCUGUUGGCUUUCUCCACUCCUCUGGGAUACUGUAUUUUUCACAACACCACAGCCACUUUGUAUUACAUUUCCGACUGCAUGUCAGCACUGCUGGACAUGUUUUGGUUCUUUCCCUGGCUCAGAGGAGUUGCAGAGUUCUUCGUCUUGUUGCCCUACCAGUUCCUGUGUGCACUGACAGGAGGCAGUCACUACGCCGAGAGCUGGCGGAAGGUUUUUGAAGUACUUCUCAAUGAAUAUAGCAAAAAAGAGACUGAAGCCAUGAAGGUGCUCUCAGUUUCUGAGGGGGCCACCAUGGAAGAGAUCAGUCGUAGCUAUAGGAAUCUGGUCAAAUUAUGGCACCCAGACCACAACCCCAAGCAGCAACAAGAAGCACAACAGAUGUUCAUUAAAAUUCAAGAAGCGUAUGAGAUACUACUCCACAGACAAACGCUUCAGAAGCGGAAAUGAUUCUUUAUUUUUAUUCUCACUUUUUAAUCUGACCCAACAUGUGUACGGUGCAUUAAAAUGGAACCAUAAGCAAAAGUUAAUUCUUUUGUUUAAUUUUAACGACGUUUUAUUGUUGCCUACGUAAACAUGCCCUUAGCAUAUUUUAAUGAAUUUGUCUCGCCUUUUGUGGACACAAGCUGAAUUCCUGUAAUAUUUUUCUGCCACCUAGUGGCAAUAUGCUAUUACAACUGGCACCGAUUGCCUAGUUCUAAAAUAUUGCUCAACACAAUAAUUUGCGGCUGACAUGGAGAACUGAUAUGGCAACACGUUAUUAAGUGACUAACGAUAAUAAAACCAUUGUUACACAAAAUUACAGUUAAUGCUCAUAAAAUGAAUUCAAUUUUUCUUUAUUACAAACUUUUAUUACCUUUAACUGACCCAAUCAAGUUAAUAAUCACUUACAAUCACAAACGCAAC